Cryptococcus amylolentus CBS 6039 is the source of this 576-nucleotide messenger RNA. RefSeq lists its product as hypothetical. Lineage: Eukaryota; Fungi; Basidiomycota; Tremellomycetes; Tremellales; Cryptococcaceae. Gene Ontology annotation, molecular function: oxidoreductase activity. The coding region runs from base 1 to 576 and encodes 191 amino acids. The transcript is spliced from 4 exons. The record is from RefSeq and is a predicted model, not a curated record.
AUGUCGGCUGCAAACAACAAAAACAAGGUCGUCCUCAUCACCGGCACUUCUCAGGGGGUCGGUUUGGGACUCGCCAAGAGCUACCUCGAGCGAGGAUGGACCGUUGUUACUGCCGUCCGCAGUCCCGAGACGGCUCCCAAGCUCGGAGGUAAGAGCAUCCUCGUAAAGAUCGACCACUCUUCCCUUACCGACUUUAAAGACGCGGUCGAAGAGCUCAAGACCAAGCACAACAUCACUCGCCUCGACACCGUCAUUUCCAACGCUGGCGCCAACGACAGGGGCUCUCUCCUUUUGGAAGCCGACGCCGACGAGUUCGACUGGGACUACAAGGUCAACACUCGUGGCCCGUUGCUCCUCUACCAAGCUACCAGGCCUCUCUUGAAGGACGAUGGAACUUUUGCCGUCAUCUCCAGUCUUGCUGGGUCCAUUACGAGGGACUUUUUGUGGGAGAGAUUCGGCCUAUACGGCGCCAGCAAGGCAGCUGUGAAUUACCUUGUUCGUACCAUUCACCACGAGGAGCCCGCUUUGAAGGCUUUCACCAUUCACCCGGGGAUCGUUGAUACGUACGUUGCUUGA